This is a messenger RNA of Brassicogethes aeneus, 1302 nucleotides long. NCBI's taxonomy places the organism in Eukaryota, Metazoa, Arthropoda, Insecta, Coleoptera, Nitidulidae. The record is from the annotation of a GenBank genome assembly.
AAAUUCACUAUUAUUAAAUAAGUAACGGUUUUAUCAAAUGGUUGUUGCAGUUAAAGUAUUCAAGAAAACAACUCCUAAUGGUAAAGUAACUGUAUAUCUCGGAAAGAGGGAUUUCAUCGACCAUCUAGACCACUCCGAUCCCAUCGAUGGAGUUAUUGUUGUCGAAAAUGAAUAUCUACAAGGCAGAAAAGUAUUUGCUCAGGUGGUUACCACCUACAGAUAUGGCCGAGAAGAGGAUGAGGUCAUGGGAGUCAAGUUCAGCAAAGAGAUGAUUGUCGCUUCCGAACAGGUAGUGCCAAAGAGGAAAGAUAUGGAAAACCAGGAUGCCCUCACACCAAUACAGGAAAAACUUAUCAAGAAAAUGGGAUCCAAUGCCUUUCCGUUUACUUUUCGCUUUCCGGAUAUGUCACCAUGCUCUGUAACCUUGCAACCGGGAGAAGACGACCAGGGAAAACCCCUUGGAGUUGAAUACCAAGUUCGUUGCUAUGUUGGUGCUAAUGAAGAUGACAAAGGUCAUAAGAGGAGCACCGUCUCUUUGGCAAUUAAGAAACUUCAAUUUGCUCCAUCUGAUAACGUCGGAAAUCGUCUUCCAAGUUCUUUGGUAUCCAAAGGAUUCACAUUUUCUAGCGGAAAAAUAAAUUUGGAAGUAACUUUGGACAGGGAAAUUUACUACCAUGGUGAAAAAAUUGGUGCUAACAUAAUGAUCAGCAAUAAUUCAAGGAAAAUGGUUCGCAACAUAAAAUGCUACGUAGUCCAACAUUGCGAGGUUACGAUGAUCAACACGCAGUUCUCCAAAUAUGUGGCAAGCUUAGAAACCAGAGAAGGCUGUCCAAUAACACCGGGUGCCAGUUUUACCAAAGUUAUCUACUUGGUACCUUUAGCAUCGAGCAAUAAAGAUCGUAGAGGCGUUGCCUUGGAUGGUCAUUUGAAAGACGAUGACGUAAACUUAGCCAGUUCUACUUUAGUACCUGAUGGAAAAUGUUCAAUCGACGCGAUUGGUAUCGUCAUUUCCUACUCAUUAAGAGUAAAAUUAAACUGCGGCACUUUGGGCGGAGAAUUAGUUACCGAUGUACCAUUCAAACUGUUACACCGUGCUCCUGGUUUCGAACCCAAAGAAAAAUCUCAGACAUUAAAGAAGAUGAAAUCGGUAGACAGAGGCCGAUAUCAGGGUAGCUUUGCUAAUGAUGAUGAUGAUAAUAUCAUAUUCGAAGAUUUCGCGAGAUUCAGACUUAGCCGUGAUGGGAUUGAAUAAAAUAAUGUUAUAAAAAUUUAAAAAAAAAAUUAGGGAAUCCACUACUAAUA